This is a messenger RNA of Owenia fusiformis, 2941 nucleotides long. NCBI's taxonomy places the organism in Eukaryota, Metazoa, Annelida, Polychaeta, Sabellida, Oweniidae. The record is from the annotation of a GenBank genome assembly.
UGUUUCCACACUUCACUUAAAGAAUAGUACGACGGAGACACAUAUGAUAUCUUGGGGCGCUCAUGGGUAUAAAUAACAAUAAUCUCAUUAAUUAAUGAGUCUGGGGGCUCUGCUACUAAGCAACUAAGUAGCACAUCCUAGCUCCAACGGAUGAUCGAUCCAACAAGCGUCGGUUUUUAAAAAGCAAUUCAGGAAAAUGAUAUCGUUUAAAUCGACCAAUCAAGGCAAACCCAAAUCAACUAAGAAUGGAGAAUUUUCCAACAACGUUACAAAUAUCCUAAAUUCGGAAACAACAGGAAACAUCAAAUCAGAAAACAUGUUCAAUUUAAUCAGAAAAUUACAAGAUCGCAAAAAGUUCAAUGAAGAAACUCAAAAAACAAGGGAGAGAGAGCAGUCUUUAGCCAAACAUGAGGAGAAAACCAAUCAACAUGGAGAGUUACCUCCUGUCUUUAACAAGAGGCUAUUUUCGUCGAGGGGAGCGGUAAUCAUCACUGGAGCCGCAAGAAAAAUUAUGGAACAAAACGCGGAGAUUUUGCUCAAUGAGUCGGAUGACCGUCCAAUAAGUAAACAUAUUGUAGGGACAAUGAGAGGCGUUGUUGAUGGUUUAAAACUUAUUCAUAAAGAUCUUGACCACGUCAAAGAAAUACUUAGUUACGUUAUCACUUAUGAAAAGAUCAAGGCAUUCCAAUACAUAACAAAAAGGACGCAUGAAGAUAUGUUGUCUUGUUACUACAUAGUCCACGGAUCAGUUGAGGCAACAUACGAUGUAUCAUCUACAACUUCAAAUGCAGUGCAUUUUUAUGAACCAAAUAUAAUAUAUACACAUACGUCAGGUGAAUAUUUGGGCUUGGUGCAACCAGAUUUGUUGGGACGACACGAUCACUCCCCGCCAGCUACGAUCUAUACAAAAGAGGAUUGCGAAUUCCUCAGGAUAGAUAGGAAGAGAUUCCACGACGCCAUUGAGAAAAUUAAUGAAGAACUAUGCAAAGACAAGAUAUUUUUUCUAAAUCGUCACAAUACCAUUUUGAACACAUUGUCCAAAGAAGAAAAGGAAAAACUCAUUCCAGGGAUGCAACGGAAGGUAUUUCCUCCCAAUAAGCUGGUGUUGGAGCAGGGUGACCUGUGUGAGUACGUCUUCUUCUUGGUAUCAGGAACAACUCAGUGUUAUAGUACUGUAGAAGUACCAGAGAUAGGCAAAGACUGCAUAUUGAAUCUUCAGCAAUUGAAAGAAGGUGAUUUCUUUGGCGAAGAAUGUUUGUUGGAAAAGGAUUGCAAAAGCAUUUGCAGUCACCUCAGCCAGACGCCACUUACUUGCUUCAAACUUCACAGGACAGAGUUUCAAAAACUUGGCAGGGAACACGCCUUGGAAUUGAUUCACAAAAACCGGAAUAUAUAUCCAACAAUGGAAACUUUAGCUAAUUAUGGCUAUGGCCAUGCCGUAUGGGAUAUGCAAAAGAAAAUACGCAUCCGGAAAAUACUUUUGGGAAAGAACAAAUCCGCAGAACCCGUCAGUUCGAUAAACAUGCGCCCAGUUGAUGAAAAAGAAGCAUAUCAAGAAAACAUGUUCAAGUUCCUCAAUAAUGAAUCAUUGCGUCCACGAACUAGCCCUUGCCGGGUAGUAAGUAAGCCAUUUGGGAUGAGCAAUAGGGCAAAAUCUGCAGUCGGGAAGAAAAAAGAUAAGCAAGUACGCUUUAAAGAGUUGUGCAAUACAGAUGAGAACAAUAGCCACGAACUUGAUGAAGCACAAAAGGUUGCUAGAGCUAUCAGGUCCAACCCAAACUUGGUUAAGAUGAUGAAUUCAUUAAUGAAGGAGCACAUUGUUGUAAGGAAUGAGUUCCCUAUAAAAAAGAAAGUAGAAUCUAGAGAUCUAACUUUCACUAACCAACGGAACAAGGUGCUUGCAAAUAAGUCCAAGGCAGGCUGGUUUUACGCUUCAGAAGCAUCCACAGAUGGACCUGACGAAGUGUCACAACCAGGUGGUAAAAUAGAACUAUCCCUUGAGUCAAAUGAGCUGGUGAAGCGGGCAGAUAUGGAGGCACGGUCAUACGCUAAGCAAGUCCAAAGCAGGCGGAAUACCAUUCAAGAAGAUGAAACGUACCAUACCAGCAUUCACGAUGCCAAAGAAACUGCUUUUAUAAGUAUGUCUUACAACAAGUUUAGGAGCGAAUUCCUGCGUAGGCAACUGAAGCUGCAAAAGGAAAAACAGGAUGUUAAAGCAUUGAGACAUCUUAGGAAGGGUCAGGAAAACUUCAUGUCCAAACUUAAAGCGGAACAAGAAAGAAUGGCUAAUUCAACCAAUAAUAGGGAUGGUCUCCCAAAACCAAGACAGAUGUGGUUGCGAGGAAAGUUGUUGAUGAAGAAAAGCCAGGCUGAAGGUGAUCUCAUAGAGAAAAUACAUAGGCCAAUGCCACUUAACUUCAGAAGUGGAAGUUCGUCGCCCAAUAGUUCUGUGAGAAGCACACCGCGAUCCCUACGACUGACCAAACACUUCACCUUCGAUGAGGAAGAUACAAAUGGUUAUCAUUCGCGUAACAGACUAAUGGUUAGCAAUGACAGACUAUCAGUGCGGAGUAAUUCAUCUACUGAGAGAAGCGUCUCGACAACUCCAAGAACUCCGGAUAGAAAGACACCAUCUAGUCCAUUGAGUAUUGCAUCGGCAAGACAAGCGAGGAUUAGAAAAAGAAAUAGCAGAUUGACUAUGACAUUAUCAGAACAUCCUUCUAGCACCCAUAAUAAUGAUGCCAACGAUACAAGCAUAUUACAAACUCAAAUUGUUUCGAAUCAAAAUGAAGAAAAUGUCUCAGAAUAAAUUCGCCAAAAUCAUAAUUGUUAAUAACAACUUAGUGCCCAAGUGACGUAAUUUAUUUAUUGACCUAUAUUUAAACAAAGUAAUAUUUUUAUAAAAUAUAUUUACCUCAUACAUUAAUUAUGUUUAUAUGCG